UGACCUGGCCACUGUCCAGACCAAUGAAGAGUGGAGCCAACUGGACAAGUUGAGAGAUAAACUACAAUUUUACAUUUGGAUUGGACUGUAUGACGAUGUGAAUGCAUGGCGCUGGUCUUUGCAAGAUGAAAGUGUGACUUACAAUGUCACAAUGAAAUACAAUGGGAUUUAGAUCAGCCGAACAAUUUGAAUGGAAAACAAUACUGUGUAAAUCUAAGGACGACUGGAUACUGGUGUGAUCAAGCCUGUAAUUUGAUGUAUCCCUUUUUUGCCAAAGUGAUGGACAGAGCCAUGGAUCAGAAGCUUCUUCUCAUCCUCAUGAUCUGUGGAAUACACUGUGUUACAGGUUUGUAUGCCUCCAUGGAGUCAUCUAAAAACUACUACUUUGUGAAUGAAUCCAAAACAUUUGCUGAGGCUCAGCGAUACUGCCGAGAGAAUUACAUUGAUCUGGUGACUCUGGAGGACUGGACAGACAUGGAGGAGCUUCUGGCUCUUGAAAACGUAAUGAGCACUGAAUCCGCCUGGAUCGGACUGAGGAAAGCGGAGCACAAGCAGUGGCGCUGGGCUGAUCCAGAGCUUUACAAGGACGGAGAAACUGAAUACAGAAACUGGGGACUAAAAGAACCAACUAACCUCGGUGAUGAAUACUGUUCAGUAAUGGAUUUCAACGGAAAGUUUCGAGACACAACGUGUGAGACGGGCAGGAGCUUCAUAUGCUACGAGCCAGACCUCUAUGGUCAGAAAUACAGCAAAUACAUGUUGGUUAAUAAGCUGAAGUCCUGGAGAGACGCUCAGAGUUACUGCAGACAGUAUCAUACAGAGCUGGUCAGCGUGAGGAACGAGGACGAGAACCGUCAGAUCCAGCAGCUGAUUCCUGCAGGAAAUGUCACAUACAUCGGCCUUUUCAAAGACGCUUUCGUCUGGUCCGAUAACAGCACGUCUUCAUUGAGAAACUGGCAAUCCGGUCAGCCGGAUGGAUCGGGAGAUUGUGUGGUGCAUUUACGACACAGCAGACUGUGGGAUGAUGAGAAGUGCAGUGACGCGAGUCCUUUCUUCUGCUACGACAGAACAGUGGUUAGACAGAUAUUGAGACUGAAGGUGGAAUCGGAUCAGAAUGUGAAUGAUCCCGAUGUAAAGGCUGCAAUCCUCGAGGAGAUUAAGCAGAAAUUAAUAUCUCAGGGAAUUUCAGUGCAUGCAAAUCUGCAAUGGAAGCAGCAAGCAAAUGGAGACGUCUUCCAGAGAGAAGAGAAGAUGAGAGAGGAGUUAUAAGAUCUCUAACAUGAGAUCACAGAUCAUCACUUUCUCGCCCAUCAUUAUAGGGCAGGUUUAUCUGAAAUAGACAAUAAUGGAUUGAAUCAAUGUGGAAAAAAUUUAAAAUGUCUCGACUUUUAAUCACUAUAUUUAAAGUCCACUGUAAAAAAUGACUGUAACUUUAAUGUUAAAACACUGUAAAAUGCUACAGUAAAAAUCUGUUAAUUGCCCCUUACUGAACAAAAACUGUAAGAAAACUAUGUUUAAGCUUUGUAAAGUCUAAAUCUAAGCAUCCCCUCCAUCUCUCCGUGGCUCUGAGCCAAAACCUAUUGAGCUGCCUGUUUAUUUAAAGGGCAUCAUGGUGCUCCUGAUGGAAAAGCUGUUCUCAAAACUGGGUGGCAAAGAUGAAGUUUAGAUGUAGAUUUGGGGUGAGAUUGAGGACAUGGAAUUGGGCUACUUUUAAACUGUUGCCAUGGAUUGAUUUUCCCAAGUGGGUUAAAGGUUUGAAAUGUUGCAUAAAUUACAUUUGACUGAAAUGCUUGUAUUGAAACAUUUUGCAUUCCAUCUACGAUAAAACAGCGCUAGAUGUAAGUUUUGUGAAGGAGGGCCACUGGUAGGAAGCCUUUGAGCUGUGUUUAUGAUCAAUGUGCAUAACAGUGACUGUAAAAUAUGUAUUUUAGGUAUGGAAAUAACAUAUUUUGAGUGUUGAUUUUUGGGAUAUGGUCAUUGCGCUACUUUGGGCACUACUUUAACCACCAACCUAAAAAGUGCUAUAAUAAUGCUGAGAAAUGUAUGUUUCAAUUGUGAAAUCAUGAAUGUA
Molecule: messenger RNA, 2071 nt
Organism: Sinocyclocheilus anshuiensis
Lineage: Eukaryota; Metazoa; Chordata; Actinopteri; Cypriniformes; Cyprinidae
Product: macrophage mannose receptor 1
Exons: 6
Coding region: 256-1269 (337 amino acids)
Source: RefSeq, a predicted model, not a curated record